Daldinia vernicosa is the source of this 603-nucleotide messenger RNA. RefSeq lists its product as uncharacterized. The record is from RefSeq and is a predicted model, not a curated record. Bases 1 to 603 code for a protein of 200 amino acids. The transcript has 2 exons. NCBI's taxonomy places the organism in Eukaryota, Fungi, Ascomycota, Sordariomycetes, Xylariales, Hypoxylaceae.
AUGGACGAGCACGGACAGGUACCUAACCUCUACUCAGGCAGCAAUGCCUCUCCCGACCUUCCUAAUGACAACUUUACCAUUCGCUGGGUUUCAGGUGACCAACAGGACGCCAUGCAGGAUAUGCCUCCACCAAUCACCCACUCUUCACUCACACGACCGGGUGAAGAAGGUCGACUAGACGCCCUCACACGACAUGUUAAUACUCGGUCUAAUAACGUUCCCCAGUAUCCGUGCUCAUACUGCAAGCACCAUCAGGGGGCUAACGGGUUUCGCCGCCUUGACCACCUAGUCCAGCACUUGAAAGGCUUCCACAAAAUCGACACCGAAGACAAGCUGCCGAAGCAGAGGACAGGAGGCCCUCGUGCUGCUGUCGCUUCUGUGGCUGGAAGAGCAACUGUCGCCAAUGAAGAUAAUACUGGCGUUGUUUCGCUGCCUCAGAUUCCCCCUUUCCCUUGCACUGUCAUCGGAUGCAUCAAGGGGGGUGCAAACGGCUAUCUUCGGGAGAUGGACCUCCUUGAGCAUCAGAACAUGAUGCACGCUUUCAUGCUGCAGAGCGACAUGCAGUUCUAUCAGCAAGAUGGAUCUUCCCAGUUCCAUUUCUAA